Micromonas commoda is the source of this 732-nucleotide messenger RNA. RefSeq lists its product with no specific name. The transcript has a single exon. Lineage: Eukaryota; Viridiplantae; Chlorophyta; Mamiellophyceae; Mamiellales; Mamiellaceae. The record is from RefSeq and is a predicted model, not a curated record. Bases 1 to 732 code for a protein of 243 amino acids.
AUGUCCGACCCCGACAUGUCCUCGCCCGCGUCGUCGGGCGCCACCACCCCGUCCGACGGAUCCUGGGUCGACGUCGCAUCCGCCGCGAGCGCCGGCGCCGAAGGGGACGAACCACCCACGACGACGACGACGACGGCGACGACGCGCGUCUCUGCUGGUCCAAGGAAGGCGCGAGGCGACGACGACGGGGACGCCUCGGCGGACGCCGGCGGCGCCGGCGCGGGGUUCGAGCGCGGGAGUUCGCGCCCCCCGGCAAAAUCGAACCCUGGACCGCGGAACACCCCUGACAUCAGCGACGCCGUCGCGGCGCUCCGGCGGUGCGCGGCGAGGCGCCUCCGCGCGCUCGCCGAGCGCCUCGAGCACUCGGACGACGAGGACGAGGACGAGGAGAAGGACGAGGACGAGGACCGACUCGCGAAGAAGCUCGCGCGCGUCGCGCGCUCGCUCGCCGCGGACAUCGCGCGGCGCGUCGCCCGCGCCGUCGCCGAGACGUACGUCGCGUGCCGCCUCGGGUUCGCGCGCCACCUGUGCCCCCGCUCCGAAAGAAGCGGCACGGCUGGCGAAGGGUGGGGCGUCGCGAGUCGGCCUCGACGUCGACCGCGCCAGCUGUGCGCGCCUCCGUGGAACGUCAUCGCGCCGAUCCUCGUCGGGCUCCUCGUCGGGCUGGCGUGGAAGCGGGCGUGCGCCGGCGGCGCGAACCAGCAUCCGCCGCCGCCCAAAUGCGGGCUGUGA